Molecule: messenger RNA, 5478 nt
Organism: Malurus melanocephalus (red-backed fairy wren)
Lineage: Eukaryota; Metazoa; Chordata; Aves; Passeriformes; Maluridae
Gene: IL17RD
Product: interleukin 17 receptor D
Exons: 13
Coding region: 10-2343 (777 amino acids)
Molecular function (GO): interleukin-17 receptor activity
Source: RefSeq, a predicted model, not a curated record
CGGGCGCGCAUGCACACACAGYCACACAGUCAGACAGCCGGACAGACAGACACACAGACACACCGACACGCAGCUGGCGGCAGCGCUGCCGCCCCCGUCCGCCGCCCCUCGCUGGGGACCAUGGCACCGGGGCUGCAGCUCGGCUCCUUCCUCCUCGCCAUCGCCGUMUGUCUCGGUGGCCCCCGGCUCGCUGCGACCGCCGGAGCGGCCGGCGGCAGGAGGGGCUCGGCGGCCGAGGCGUGCGCAGGGAGGGGGCUGUCAUCAGUCAUGAAGAACAAUGGGCUACUCAACAUCACCUUUAAAUAUGACAACUGCACUCCUUACCUGAAUUCAGUGGGAAGACAYGUGAUUGGAGAUGUGCAGAACAUCACUAUCAGUCAGUUUGCAUGCCAGGAGCAGGUGGCUGUGAUGAUCCUUUGGACAGCAAAUGCCAUUGGGAUUGAGUACYUGAAGGGAUUUCGAGUAAUACUAGAGGAGUUAAAAUCAGAGGGAAGACAAUGCCAGCAGAUGGUUUUAAAAGAUCCAAAGCAGCUCAGUCCCAGUUUUAAACGAAUAGGAAUGGAGUCCCAGCCCUUUGUAAAUUUGAAGUUUGAAACAGAUUACUUUGUAAAGAUUGUACCUUUUCCUUCCGUUAAAAAUGAAAGUAAUUAUCACCCAUUUUUCUUCCGAACUAGAUCAUGUGAAUUAUUGCUACAGCCAGAAAACCUUGUCUGCAAACCUUACUGGAAGCCAAGGACUGUGAAUGUUACCCAGCAAGGUUUUAACAUGCAGGUGUCCUUUGAUCAUGCACCUCACAACUUUGGGUUUAGGUACUACUUUCUUCACUACAAACUUAAGCAUGAAGGGCUGUUUAAGCAAAAGACUUGCAAACAGGAACAGAACACAGACACUACAAGUUGUGUUCUUCAGAACGUAUCUCCAGGGGAUUAUAUAAUUGAGCUGGUUGAUGACACUAAUACAACAAGGAARACAAUGCACUAUGCACUAAAACCAGUGCACUCUCCGUGGGCCGGCCCGAUCCGAGCUAUUGCCAUCACAGUCCCCUUGGUUGUCAUCUCUGCUUUUGCCACACUUUUCACAGUGAUGUGCCGCAAGAAACAGCAAGAAAAUAUAUAUUCCCAUCUAGACGAGGAGAGCUCGGAAUCUUCAGCGUAUGCUGCAGGUCUGCAUGUGGAAAGACUCCGUCCCCGGCCAAAAGUGUUCAUCUGCUAUUCCAGUAAAGAUUGCCAGAAACACAUUAAUGUCAUCCAAUGCUUUGCUUAUUUUCUUCAGGACUUCUGUGGCUGUGAGGUGGCUUUAGAUUUGUGGGAAGAUCUAAAAAACUGUAAAGAAGAUCAGAAGGAGUGGCUUAUUAARAAAAUAAAUGAGUCCCAGUUUAUCAUCAUUGUUUGUUCCAAAGGAAUGAAAUACUUUGUUGAAAAAAAGAACUGGAAGCACAGAGGAGUAACCAAAGAUGCAGGAAAAGGAGAACUGUUUCUCUUUGCUGUGAUGACUGUUGCAGAGAAGCUUCGKCAGGCAAAGCAGAAUUCAGCUGACCUCUGCAAGUUCAUUGCAGUCUACUUUGAUUAUUCCUGUGARGGAGACAUCCCUGCUAUUCUGGAUCUCAGCACAAAAUACAAACUCAUGGACAAUCUCCCCCAGCUGUAUUCACACCURCACUCCAGAGAUCUCAGUGUACAGGAUUCAGAGGUGUUUCCUGUUAACAUUAGUAAAAGAAAUUAUUUCAGGAGCAAAUCUGGAAGGUCCCUUUAUGUUGCUAUUUGCAAUAUGCAUCAGUUCAUUGAUCAGGAACCAGAYUGGUUUGAGAAACAAUUUAUUCCCUUCCCUCCACCUUCUUUACAUUACUCGGAGCCUGUCAUGGAAAAAUUUGAUUCAGGCUUGGUUUUGAAUGACUUAGUGAAUAAACAGGUGACRGAUGGUGAUUUUUACCUGAAAACAGAUGUAAAUAUUUCAGUGGGGAAUUCAGACUCUCACUGUAUAAUUCAGCACUUAAACCUUGGAGAAGAUAUAGAAACUCAGGACAUUCAAGGUGGUGGCAGCUCUGUCCUUCAGCCAUUGUUACAUGUUGUUAAAGCUUCAAAUCUGAAAGACAUGCCUCGAGAUUCUGGAAUCUAUGAUUCAUCUGUUCCUUCGUCUGAAUUAUCUUUACCUUUAAUGGAAGGACUGUUGACAGACCAAAUGGAAACGUCUUCCAUUACAGGAAGUGUUUCUUCAUCAUCAGGUUUAGGGGAAGAAGAACCUCCUGUAAUGAGUGCGACAAAGUUCUUAGUGCCUGGAAUAUGUAAAGCAGAACUUCAUUGCCACAUCCACACUGACGAACUGCAGGCAAUUGCUCCUUUAUAAYACAUUACAACGUUGUUAUGCAUUGCCACUUUAUCAACAGCCUCUGUUUGUGCUUUAACUACCACACUGUCUCAGCACUAAAUCUACUUGAAGGAACAAAUAGUCCCUGAGGAAGAUCUGUUACUCCAUUUUUUGUGGCCAGUAAACUUGAAUCUGUUGGUCUUUUUGUAAAAAGUCUUUCAUGAUUUGAAAAAUGCAGCAUGGAAGAAUGGAAGAGAAUACAUUUCAAAAUUAUUCCUGUUAUAAUUUAAAUGUCAUSAUAUUGCACUGUUUACAGAUGCCAUAAUCAAAAUUUACUACUUUUUGCUAAGAAUAAUUUUGUAACUGGACAUAAAAUAGCUUAGAACACUAAGCCUUAGUAAAUUUUGUAGUCCAGCCUCUAGUUUUAAGUGCUGAUGUACUUGAUGGCAGGAGUGUUGUAGUGAAUGAGAACAGGAUUUUUUUCAGAAGCAAGAUAAAAUGCCAAAGGUGAGAUCAAGAAAUUCUCCAUCAGAAGAAGUAUAAUUUGCUUUUAGAAAUGUUGCAGCUCUUUUCCUCAGUCUCUUUUUCCCAGAUGUUCCUGUGUCUCAGUAUUUAAUUUCAGUGCAGGUCUCCCUCUUCUGCAUUAAUCUCUCAUCUCUCCUCUGCAGUCUGGCUGUUCUGACUCACAAACAGCACCAUACUGAGGCUGAAGUAGCAUUUUUAUAAUAGACAAAAAUACAGGUCCUCCAUAUGCUGAGUGAUACCAUGGAAACACAGUUUCCUACUUUCUUCCUGAAGGGCUAAUAAAAAAACCACAGAGACGGGGGAAGGAAGGCCAUAUUUUAUAUUGAAGAUAUUCUAGGUUUGUUCAGCCAUGAGAUGAGUAUGCUUUAUGGGGGGUUCUUACUAUCCUUCAUGGACGUGGUGCUACAAAAGCACCUGGGGUGACAGAAACCAGACAAGCAGUAAACAGGCGGGAAUACUUUGUCUUGAACCAGCCAGUGAACAGAAGCCUAGGAGUUAUUUUGCAGUUUACAGAACUUACCAUCUCUUUGUGAUUAAGCUCGUGUACUGUCAUAGUGUUACAUUAAGGAAAAAUGCAAAAAACUCCCAACUGGCCAUGUUAAUGUACUGACACAGAACAUGUCUUGUUUCCUGCAGUGACCAGGUGGGUAUAUCCUCAUGCAGGAUGUCCCUCCUGUUUCCAAAGAGCAACUUUUCCAAAGUUAAACACAUCUAUGUAAUCCAUUCCAGGUGCUAUUACAAUCAGCAUGGAAACAGCAAGUAGGAAAGGACAUCUUACCAAUGUGGUUUUGCUCAUUCUGCUCAUGGAGUCAAAUUUUGUCUCAUGUAACCUGUAUUCACGUUCCAGUAGCAGGACAUUACUUUGGGGAGAAUUAAGGGAGAACUCAAAUACCUCAAAUAUUCUCAGUUUUGAUAGAUGAGAAUUAGACAUUGCUAACUGUUGCAUUUUAUUAUCCAUUUUAAUAGCAUGAGAUAGAACUAUUAAAUAAGUGUUGAUUUUGGCUGAGUAGCUGUAAAGCUCAUGGGUUGUUUUUUUGGGUUGUCUUUAUUUUGGUUUGGGGUUUUUUUGCAUCRGUUUAUAUUUAAUCAUUUGAAUUUCCAAACAAAAGACUCUAGAGAUUGUUGUCACAGAUGCAGUGAGAGUGCUGUAACAAUUAAUUGUGUAUAACUGUUGAUGGCAGAACUCUGACAUGCUUUACAAUUGUAAUACAGAAUUCUCUGAUUAUUUGGAUGCAUGUGUUGGAUCUGGAGGGUCUUGUCCAUUAAUGUAAAGUUCUUUCUUCUCUCUGCUUUCUGUAUUUCAAAGAACACUACCUGGAAAACUUCAAAACGUGAAAUAUCUAAGUAAGUUUGGGUAAUUUUACACACAUUGUGCAUUGUCUGCACCUUUGAUGAUUUUUUUAAGGCUGUGCCUUGGGCUGUAUGGAAGGCAAAAUUCUCCAUGUUUUCCCAUCACUUGAAGGUCAAAGUAGGCAGUGUCAUUUAGAGGUAAAUGCUCCUCCACUAAAUCCAGCUAUGAAGGAUUUUGAUUUGGUGCAAUUCUUGUUAUUUUACUGGAGAAAGAGUUCUGCCAAGACAAGUCAGAAAGGUGACACAGUUUGUGUGCUGAAGAUCUGCUGUGCAUGGAAAUGCCAAAGCUUCACAACAUGAGGAGGAGGAGGAGGCAGUUUSUUAGYAGUGAGCURGUGAAGGAAAUGCUGCUUUCAUCCAUAGGAAGUCCCAGCUCACCUGCCAUUAUUUAAUGCUGGGCUAAAGAUUGGGAAGAUUUCCUCAUUCCAUUAAAUUCAGUGACAGAAUUGGUGUUAUAAAAUGAAAUUAAGUUGCAUUUUCAGCUCUAAGAAAGCUGAGCUUUGAAGAGGGAGGAAGGCAGUUGCAUAAAGAAUCACUGUCUCAAACCAAAACAAUCACUUGUCAUUMAUGUUUUUAUUUUUAUUGGUUCAAAAUUUGCUGUACAAUCUUGCAAAACUUACUUGUUAAUUAUGAAAAGUCUAUGCAGAUGACAGUCAAAUCUGGGGGUGGGAGGGAAGAAGAAUUUCUUUAUUCCUUCUUAGCAUAAGGUGGAAGCAGCGUAUUACGUGUACUCAGAAGAAAGACAAUAUAAUUAAGUGAAAAUAUAGAUUAGGACAGCCCACACUUGAAGUAUAAAAAAGUAAGAGAAGUAAUCUAACUUAGUAUAGUUUUUUUACAAAGCCACAGUUCUUAACACAAUUAGAAAGAUACUGUGUAUAUUGAGAUGCUGGAAGGACGUAGUACUGAAUUGGCAAGAAUUCUUUUUUUUUUCUCUAAUGAGAAUAGCAGCAAAAUCCUUAUAAAUUUUUUUUGAAGAUAUGUUAACACACAUAUUAGAAGUUAGCUACUACUGUUUUCAAGCAUUAGUAAAUUUUAAACAUGUUAGUGAUGAAAGGAUCUUUUUAAUUUCUGCUACACUCAAGUGUGUGGACAUUGUUUUUUAUAGUAUAUUUUCUGAGAGGGUGGAAAAAACGUUGGAAAGCUGAAGACUCAAGAUGUGACAGCAUGUUCAGCAUUUUGAAUGAUGAGUAUAAUUGUUGCCAUAAUUUGUACCUGUUCAUGGCCACAUCAACUGUUGAAAAUAGAAUGCAGCUGACACUUGCAGAARUAAUUUUUUAUCAUACUAUAAUUUAGAAGUUA